GAUGCUUAAAUGCAUACAUUCAUGAAUAAGAAAAUCUCUCCCACCCAAAAAAAAAACGGCUUCAUAAACAAGUUUGAUGGCGGAACUGGUUAUCCUCGAGUUUGCGCUGCAAGUCGCAUACAAUAAGCUCUUGCAAGCCGUGGACCAUGCGGAACAUGGCCUAUGUAUGUCCGACUCUGCUCUCUACAACCUCAAGUGCACGGUCAAUCGCUUAAAACCGAAGAUCGACGAGAUCAUUUCGUUGAAUCAGAGGCUUGAGAAUUCUUCCGACGAAGAGAUCCGAGAACUGGUUUUGAAAGCUGAGCGGAUCGUGAGAGAAUGCUCGGAGAUUGCUUGGUGGAACUUGUGGAAGAAGUACAUGUACUCGAAGAAGAUCAAGCGAUUGGAUUUGAUGCUUCGUCAGCUGAUUGAAAUUGAUCUUCAGUUGGAUCAGAGGAUCGCGGUGUUGCAGAUUUCAAAGCAAGUGGAGGAGCUGAGGAGAUCAGUCUCAAUGACGAUGGGAGAGAGGAAGAGUGAGAAGAGGACUUUCGGAGGUAGCCGAACUAGGGUUUUGCGGGUGGUUUCGAGAGUGAAGAGAUCUGUUAUUUCCACGCAAAGUUGGAUCUUUGUUUGUUUAAUUUCGUUUUUCAGAAUAAACAAGUGGGGCUAUCAGAAGCUAACAAGCAGGUUCGCUUCGGUUCCAACUAAUUAAGGGGGAUAGAAAAUAGAUUAAAAGCAAUAAACCAUGUGAUUCUCUUUGCAAUUAAUCCAAUAAAAAAGGUCAGGUGGUAAUACUUCAUGUUAUUGUUUGUCUUUUUUCUUGUAUUUCAGUUUUUUGAAUUGUUGUAUACGUUACAGGACACAAUCCCUAUGUUUUCGUGGAAUGUGGUUCGUCCAUGAUGUACUGGCCAUGUCAAUUGUUAACAAGAUGACAUGAAAAUCCGUUAUCUAAUAUGUACUUGAAAAAUUAUUUGAAAUAAAUGGAAUGCAACCAGUUGAAA
Molecule: messenger RNA, 980 nt
Organism: Morus notabilis
Lineage: Eukaryota; Viridiplantae; Streptophyta; Magnoliopsida; Rosales; Moraceae
Product: RPW8-like protein 1
Exons: 1
Coding region: 77-691 (204 amino acids)
Biological process (GO): defense response to fungus
Source: RefSeq, a predicted model, not a curated record